Nerophis lumbriciformis (worm pipefish) is the source of this 1080-nucleotide messenger RNA. NCBI's taxonomy places the organism in Eukaryota, Metazoa, Chordata, Actinopteri, Syngnathiformes, Syngnathidae. The record is from RefSeq and is a predicted model, not a curated record.
AUGGGAGUUCAAACUGGUCGGACCCACGCACGCCGAAAAAAGUGUAAAUGUGAGUGUCACUUCCUGACAGCGGGCCUCGUGGCUGUCUCUUUCCUCGUCUUCCUGGGACUUUCCGCCCUCCACUUACCGGAGCCGUUCGCGCUCAAGCCGGCGACGGCCCUUCCCGAGGUGACGCUUUUAGUUUGGACUCAUCCAUUUGGCCGGAAGCAGCGGCUUCCGGAUUGUUUGGCGCGCUACGGCGUCUACGGCUGCGAACUGACGGACGACCAGCGCGCGUACACGUACGCGGACGGCGUACUCGUGCACCACCGCGACGUCGUCUCCGGAACGGCCGAUUUGCCACCGGAAGAAGGACGCCCCCCGGGGCAGAAGUGGAUAUGGCUCAAUUAUGAGUCUCCCUCGCACACGCAGGGGCUGCGAGGCCUGGAGGGGCUCUUUAAUCUCACCAUGAGCUACCGAGCUGACUCGGACAUAUUCCUCCCAUAUGGCUAUCUGGUCCCCAAGCACGGCAAUGGUAGACCACUGACAAAAACCUCUAGAGCUUCUCGUCCUGGUUUUGUAGCUUGGGUUGUGAGUAACUGGGCUGAGUCGCAGGCCCGCGUGGCAUUUUACUACGAGUUGAGCCAGUACAUCGAGGUUGACGUGUUCGGACAAGCCGGUAUUAGGAUUCCAAAAGGCUCCAAGGAGGUUGUGCAGACUUUAAGACGCUACUACUUCUAUUUAGCACUGGAGAACUCACAGCAUACCCAGUACAUCACAGAGAAGCUGUGGAACGCCGUGUCAGCAGGAGCCGUCCCGGUGGUCCUGGGCCCGACCCGGAAGGACUAUGAGCGCUUCCUGCCACCGGAGGCUUUCAUCCACGUGGACGAUUUCCCUUCAGUCAAAGAGCUGGCCCGGUACCUGCUGCAGCUCAAGCGGGAGCCGGUCAGGCUGAUGUGGCACUUGCGCUGGAGGACGGGGUUUGGAUUGCACCAGCCGGCCUUUUGGUCUGAACACUACUGCACUGCCUGCAAGGCGCUGAGGAAGACUGUGGGCCAAACUCAUGUGGUCCAUGAUUUGACUCAGUGGUUUGACUCCUGA